Messenger RNA from Colletotrichum karsti, 966 nucleotides. RefSeq names its product NUDIX domain-containing protein. The record is from RefSeq and is a predicted model, not a curated record. The transcript has 2 exons. NCBI's taxonomy places the organism in Eukaryota, Fungi, Ascomycota, Sordariomycetes, Glomerellales, Glomerellaceae. Bases 1 to 966 code for a protein of 321 amino acids. Gene Ontology annotation, molecular function: 8-oxo-dGDP phosphatase activity.
AUGGACUCACAGCCAAAGGCUCUGCCAAAGCAAAAGAGCUUCCUCCCUCUCAUCAACAAGGUCGAUAACGUCCCUCUCAACUUCAACUUCGACUCUCUGUACAAACUACUGCUCCCGAAAGAUCCCCGCCCGCAUGGCUUCAUGCUCCCGAGUACUGUCGAGCGUCUGCCUUGGACCUCAGACUUCGACAUCGACCACGUUGAGCGCAAGGUGCGCCUCCUCGACACCACGGCCAAGGACAGCAAGGACCCGGGCAAGGCAGCUACCGCUGCGAUACAACGCGUAGUAGACGCCGCCAUCGACCUCUCAGACAAAUUUCCGACGCUGAGCGGCAAACACAGCGAGCCCUUCCGGGUUCUCGGCGCGAACCACUUCGUCUCUAUCGAACGCUUCACGGCUCCGCUGUUUGGUAUAUCCUCACGGGGCGCGCACAUGACCGCCUACGUCAACACUGCCGAGGGCAUGAAGAUCUGGGUCCCCCGGCGCAGCGCUCACUUGUUCACGUUCCCGGACCUGCUGGACACGACAGUCGCGGGAGGAGUCAAGGCCGAGGACUCGCCGUUCGAUUGCAUCGUCGCCGAGGCCACCGAGGAGGCCUCACUUCCCGUCGAAUUCGUCAACAAGAAUGCGCGCGCAGUCGGGGCCGUGACGUAUGUCAGCAUGAACGAGACAAAGGGCACCUUCUUCCCGACGGUGCUGUACUGUUAUGACCUCGAGCUGCCCGAAACGAUAGAGCCCGAGCCGGGAGACGACGAGGUGUCCGGCUUCAAGCUCAUGACAAUUGCGCAGAUCAACAAGGCAAUGCUGGAAGGACAGUUCAAGCCCAACUGUGUGCUGGUUAUGCUCGACUUUUUCAUCCGACACAACAUCAUCACGUCGGAGAAUGAAGAAGAUUAUGUGGAAAUUGUGUCGAGGUUAAGAAGGCAUCUGCCAAUCCCUACAUCUCCAGAGCGAAACACAGCCUAG